UUCUAAAAUGUUGUGAUGAUUAUUGAUUAAUGAUUAUGAUAAUAAUUUUAAUAAUUUUAAUAAUGAUCAAAGUUUAAUCGAUUACAAUUCUAAUAUCGAUGAAAGAAAAAGAAACUAAAAGGAUACUAUAUUUCAGAUUUUACAUCCGAAGUAAUAAACAAAUUGAAACAAAUAAAAAUCAAGCAAGAACAUGAAAAUACCAACGCAAAAAUAUAUGCAAGAUACUUCUAUUGCAUUUCUAAUGAACAAAUUACUCAAACUUGGAAUUGUAAUGAGAAUAACUAUGUUAAAAAUUCCUCUAUCGAACUGUUUAAAAAUAAUACAAUGUGUUGUGACAGUAUAUUUUCCUCUUUGAAUUUUUGGGGUGCCAAUAUAGUGAUUUUUGCAAACAUUAUUUACAUUAUUCCUUAUUUUAUAGUCGUACUUAUUUAUUAUAUUAUUCCGAAUGUAGGAACGCGAGCUUAUCACAAAGCUGUCAUAUCUUAUAAUAUUAUACAAAUUAUCUUAAAUAUAAUUAUAAUUGCGAUAGGUACAUGUGUCCUAUGUCAUAUCUCUAUCCAUUCCAAUCUUUACGUAAUUUUGGGUUUGAUACUCAUGUUCCUUACCAUAUCCUCGACAUCUUGGCUUUUCGUCAUUUGCAUUGACAUGACAUUGGUAAUCACGCGAUUCCGUUCUACAUUACCGACCGAUACGAAUCAGCAGCAAGAAAGAAAGAAAUUUUUAAUCUAUGCUAUUUGUACUUGGACUAGUUCGUUGUUACCGACAGUUUUGGCUUGCGUCGCCGAUUUGACAACGUUGCUUCCAAUAUCUUCACCUAUCAGGCCGAAUUUCCAACGAUUUAACGAUGGUAUAAAUUUAACUGCUAUUCUUUAUGUAACAAUAUUUCCAGCUCUAACUUGUUUUGCGAAUACCAUACUUUUUUUGUACACCUUUUAUAAAAUGAUUUUGAUACGAAAGUCAACAUCUUUUGCGACUGAAAACAAUUAUAUAACAAAAAUCAAUGAGGCAAAAAAGCAAUAUAUUGUUUAUCUCAAAUUAUAUCUCUUGAUGGAUUCACCCUGGAUCACCAGCGGUCUUGCUGCUGCUUUUAAUGAACUAUGGAUAUUAAAAUUUUUUCGAAUGAUCCAACCUAUGCUCAUGUUAUUGGUAAUUUUACCUCCAGGAACGAUAUCAAAACUUUUCAAGUGCAAUUAUAAACUUCCUAAAUGAAAUUAAAUGAAUGAGGAUAAAGAAAAAUGGGAAAAUGUUUCUUCUUAUUGUCUAUUUAUUUAUUCUUCUCUGUCUAUUUAUUCUUUUAUUUUUUAAAAUCAGAUUAAAUAUUAAAUUGAAUAUUAAUAUUUUGAUUGUUUGUCUAUGAAGAUUAUAGGAGAAUUCAUGAAUAAAAAAAGACUAAACGGAAGUAACAUUAUAAAUAAUUUAAAAUCUAUUAUCAUAAAUUUUGGAUAUGAUAUAAAACUGAAAUGAAACAUCUUUUAUCAAAAUAUUUCAAUUAUCCGAUUUCAAUUAUUUAAUGAUCAAUAUAAAAUAAAAUUUAAAUUAAUAUAUUUAAAAAUAUUUGGAAAA
This is a messenger RNA of Apis mellifera (honey bee), 1563 nucleotides long. RefSeq names its product G-protein coupled receptor Mth2-like. The transcript has a single exon. NCBI's taxonomy places the organism in Eukaryota, Metazoa, Arthropoda, Insecta, Hymenoptera, Apidae. The coding region runs from base 325 to 1209 and encodes 294 amino acids. The record is from RefSeq and is a predicted model, not a curated record.